AUGGAGAAAAUGUCAUACGCAGAAAUCAGCUUUGAUGACCAUGGACACGAGCACCAAAACGACCCUGCAGAAUCAGAGGUUUCCCUUUCGGAAAACUCUGACUUCAGAGAGCAGUAUCUUUUCAACUAUGAUAGUUUUGAUGUCAAUCUAUCCAGCCUUGACCUCAGUUUGUUUACAGUUUAUGACUUUGGAUCAGUCAACAACAGCAGUCAGAUAACACCUGCCCUUAUUUCCAGGAGCAGAAUUGUGAUACUGUCGAUCUUUGCUGUCAUUUUCCUGGUGGGGUUGAUUGGAAACGCCCUUGUCAUCUACACAGUUUCCCGUUACGUCACAAUGCGAAGAGUCACUUACUUAUACUUGCUGAAUCUGUCAGUGGCGGAUAUCUUGUAUUUGUUGGUGUGUCUACCCACACUGAGUGUCAGCUACCUGCUUGUCGACUGGAGAUUUGGGCGGCUGUUCUGUAAGUAG
Molecule: messenger RNA, 468 nt
Organism: Candidula unifasciata
Lineage: Eukaryota; Metazoa; Mollusca; Gastropoda; Stylommatophora; Geomitridae
Source: the annotation of a GenBank genome assembly